AUCUUUCCAUUCACCUACUUUUAAAACUCGGCGUCAACUCGGUUUUUCUUUUUUUUUUUUUCUCUGUUGCCCACCUUCGGUUGUAGAGCUACCCGUUUCUCUAACUGCCGCCAAAUUUCGGCGGAACGGGAACAUUGCCAACGAAAACGAAAAAAAAACAAACUCUUUUUGUGGUCAGGGCGGACAGAAUUGACGACGUCCUCGACACAACAGUCGUCCGGCUCAUUGGCGUUUUGCGAGUUGGCCGCCCCUCUGCCGAAUAUCUCGUUGUCGUGAAAAAGAUUUUCUCUUCCCAUCGCAAUGUCGACGUGAAUUGUGAAUCGUUGGUGAUCUAAUCUCCAGCCAAAUCCCCGUUUCACAACUGAAAUCACUUCAAUUUUUUUUUUUUAACAGAGUGUUUUGUGUUUUUACGCUUUCCGGCUCGUUGGUGCCGCGAAUCAUUUCUUCCUUUUUUUUUCGUACUGUGAGAGCCGGUGGAAGAACGGAAAGCAACCAGUAGGUUUUGGCCCGUCGGAUUUCAUCGCCAUUCGUUUGCGAGUGACAUAGUCAUGGAGGCCUCGGCCCAAGACGAGUACGUCAGCGACUUUGAUUUAGAACAUUUGGAAGAAGUGGUGAAGCGUGAGAUGCUCGAACAGAGGCGUAACGCAGACGCUGCCUACGCGCUUCACUAUCAGAACCUGCAGCCACCGGUACAGCCUCAGCCUCAAUCGUCUCAACCACAGCAACAACAACAGCAAUCGUCUCCAGGUGUGGCCCAGCCGCAGCAAGGGCACGUUGUGUCCCACCAUUCGGCAGCGUCGGGACCCACCAGCCAACAACCUUCCGCCCCUUUGAAGCAUCAGCUUCAGGCACCGGCUACACCGCCGGAUACCCCACCGGGCCAACCUUGUAGCAUUAUGUCACCGGCAUCUCCCUUCCAACAUCAACAGCAGCAGCAACAACAUGGCCAUCACUCUCAACACUCACACGUUCAACAGCAACAACAGCAGCAACAGAUCCAACAACAACAACAACAACAACAGCAAGCACAAGCUACGGCAACCGUCUCAGCCGCUGCUGUCCUGCCGAUAGGCCCAGGCUUGGAAGUGAUCCAGCACAAAGCAGGAAUGAGUGGAGGCACCGACGAGUUUCUAUGGGUGACGGCGUCGAUGCGUUACGGGAACGCGGUGCCGCCGCUCCAGAUCCAUCAGGAACCGCUGGAUUUGCGGCCGCAGGGAUCCGAGUCACCACUGGACGAUCCUCACGCCGCUUGGGCGCACCACGCCAGCAUGCAGCACCAACAGCAACACCAUCAACUGCAACAGCAGCAACAACAUCAACAACAGCCACCGGCGCAACAUCUACUGGGACGUCGAGAUUCUUAUUCGGAGGGUUCGCUCGCUCUGCAUCUUCCCGGCUGCCAUCCGAGCCAACAUCACCAUCACCAGGUACCACGUGGCUGUGGCUCGAGUUCUUCGAGCGCCAGUUCGACGUCCGGUUCGGAAAUUGGUGGUCCCAGCAGCAAUGGCGGCAUGAUGGUAGGCCUUGGUCCAAACUCGGGAGGCGGCGGUAGCUUGCAUCACGGACAUCAUCAUCAUCACCACCAUCACGGAGGGGGUAACGACCUACUGGACGACGACCAGCUCAUUUCGCUCUCAGUCCGCGAACUCAACAAGAAGCUCAACGGCUUCCCGCGCGAAGAGGUCGUCCGGCUGAAGCAAAAGAGGCGGACGCUCAAGAACCGCGGCUACGCCCAAAACUGCCGUUCCAAACGCAUGCAGCAACGCCACGAGCUGGAAAGCGCCAACACGGCCCUCAAGGCCGAGAUUCAACGAAUGCGCUUAGAGCUGAGCCGAGUGGCGCAGGAGCGGGACAGCUACAAGCAGAAAUGCGACGCCAUCCAUCGUCUCAACCAGCAACAGCAGCACAGUCACUCACAUCAAGCGCAACAGCAGCAGCCCAAGGGCGGCAGUAAUCGAACCUCUGGCUCCCAAAUCAACGACGGUCCAACCAAUUACUACCUGUAAAACGAGGCAAAGAAAAAACAAAAAAAAAAAAAAAAAACAGACAAAAAAAAAACAACAAAAAAUAAAAACAAAAACAAAAACAAUACAAAAUCGCCAGACGAUUUAAUUGGGUUUAUCCUGCUUCUACCUUUCAUUUUAUACAUAAUUGAUGCGGUGCGUGUACAUAUUACAUUACGUACAGAUAUGAAGUAAUGACAGUUGUGGUUUUUGAUCCCACUGCAGACUAUUUGCACAGAUCGAAAUCCACUUCACAAGAACCUUAAAUAAUCUGAUGUUCUUCAUCGACCCCUCCUUUUUAUCACCUGCCCUGUUUUUGAUCCUACCUCUUUUACCUGUUAUCUCAUGGCUUGGUUCUCAUCGUCAUUUCUUAUCUAUUAUACGCAUACUAUAGAUUGCGGACCCCUACGCCCCAAUUCGCUACAUCGCAAUCAUUUCAUUCAUUGUUGCUGUCAAUGAUGGUUUAGUUGUUUCAGUGGUCUGAUAUGAUUCGAAAAAAUGUUGCCUAAACGAUUGUGCGUGUAUGUCCCUUUCGCUCAGCAUUUUGUAUCUAUUAAGAUUUUUUGUCGCUUCCUCUAUGGCCUGAAAAUAGAGGAACCAUCGCCUAUCAUAUGUGUAGAAGCCCUUUAGUUUGUCUCUAUAAGUGCGACGCAAUUAAAACUCAUCCAAUAAGGCUAACGUAUCGGGAGCUGUUUAACCGACGAAAUUCAUUAUAUAUCGUGUCCUUUUUUUUAAACUUCCCCCCAAUUUUAUCUCGCUUUUAUUUUGUGUUUCUUCUUUUACGGGAAGCUGGCGGGGAGAGGGAUAUUUUGAUUCGGUUUUUAUUUGCGCUUUACACGACGACGUGAAGUCAUACCAAAGUGCGUACCCUUUUUCGCAGCUCUGAAUUAGACCUUGAUACCGACAGCACUACUGUGCCCUCAUUCUUCUUUUUUUCUUUUCAUUUUUCUUUUUCCAUUUUUUUUUUCUUUUUUUCUUCCUUUUUUUUUUUGUAUGUGUGUGUCCGGGUUUGGUUAUUGAAGCUAAUCAGGUAUUCCGAGUCGGUCUUCUUCUUGUCCGUGCGAGGUCAGCAGCUCGUUGUCGAAACUCUUCCUUGCGCCAUACACGGCUGGGAUCCGUUUUGCUGUUACUCUGCCGGCCUGGCUGUCACAGCCAACAAGGGGGCGAGCAAGUCAGGCGAGACGGUCAGGGAGGCGAACGGAUGGCGAGAAAGAAGAAGGGGGAGAGAGGAGAACGAGAACGGGGAGAAAAAGAUACAGUGGUUCUCUUUCGAGCUCGUUGCGCAUUGAAAACAAGAAAAUGAAGUCAAUUGUGUCAAUUUCUUCGUCGACCAGAAAUCAUGGCCGGUUCGCUUCUUGGCCAUCGCACAGCACACAUUGGUUUUGCUCUGUACCAAUACCGAUGACGCGUGAACCUACAACACGAUGGUCUGAAUCUCAAAUCGUGUUCACUCUCUCUCUCUCUCUCUUUUUCUUGCGCUACUCGCCAUCUUCUUUGAGCAUGUGACACACGCACCUGUUAUUGCUCCCCAUUUCCCACACAAACCUUCCAUAGAUCCCAAUCAUGAUUUUUCUUUCCCUCCUUCUUUCUGAUUGAUUCUUUCUACAUUUUCCCGGUUUUCUUUUUUUUUUAUAUUCCUUACUUCCUAUAUUUGUUUCUUUGUUGUCCAAACGUCACCUUCUUGAACGUCAACAUUGUGAAAGCCGGACACAUAUUUGUUAUUUUUUCUCACCCUUUCCUUUUCUUCUUCAUUUUCUGUGAUAGUUUGAUUCGAUUCUCUUAUGCUUCGUUUCGAUCCGCUUGUAUACUCGCCACAAUUUACACGUUGACAUCAUAUUGACUCUUUAUUCUAUGCCGUAUAUACUGUAACGUGAUUUUGCAAUGUCUGGUUAUCCAUUUCAGGCUGCUUUUUUUGAUCCCGAUGGAUUGUUGAAUCAAUCGAAGAGUGGGCAAACUCGAGUAGGAGCGAUGGGUGCUUUUCAAAGUUAUAUGGGGUGAAUGCAAAAAAAAAAAAAAAAAAAAACUAUGCUGUUACCAUUAUUAGCUUUCGAUUCUGUUGAUCGGCUUCAUAUAACAUCACCUCCCAACCCACACACUAAUCCGUUGUUGUUGAAACAUUCCACUAUAAGCCCAUACAAUUAAGCGUGUAGGCCUACAAUAGCGACGCUGCGGUAGCUACACUUAGGGGGGGAAAAAAAGCGGAUCGAUGCAAUCAAUCCCGUUGUAUCAUAUGUUGAACAGUUGCAUGAAGUCGUAAUUCAGAAAGAAGAAAAUAUUGAAAAAAAAAUGAAGAAAGGGUGGAUCGUUAUUGAUCCUUGUUUCACGUAGCCUCUCAUAUAUUACGAGUCCUUCUGGGUAAGUCUAUUUACGUGCGAUUAAUUGAAGCUUUUUUUUUUUAAUCCAAUUGUAAUUCUCCACUGAAAAUUAUCGAAAAGACGAACUAUGGGCUUGUUAUGUAAACUCACGUCAUUGCUGUUUGGUCUCGUUUGAAAAGAAUAUGCCGGCUGUCCUUCAUUCAUUGAUUUCUUUUGAAUUGACUUUUUUUUUUUUUUUUUUUUUUCUUUCCUAAUCGCAAUAGUCGGCAGUGGAGAAGCCAUUCAAAGGCCUCCUUCUUUCUGUUGAUUGUCUGUAUAUGAUGUGAUUUUUUAAACUCUUUUCAUCUUUCCCAAUCUGCCCAUCGAAUCACAAAAACCGUUACGUGUAUUUCCUUCCACCUAGUAGCCUAUCGUGUUUCCCCCUUUGUUGGCCCUCUCGUGUGCUGGUGACUAUUGCUAUGAUGAAUGGUGAUGCUUAUGUUCAUUAAAUAGCGAUGGUGACAAAUACUCUAAAGUUCAAUAAAGAAAACUGUUGACCUCCG
Molecule: messenger RNA, 4860 nt
Organism: Daphnia carinata
Lineage: Eukaryota; Metazoa; Arthropoda; Branchiopoda; Diplostraca; Daphniidae
Product: transcription factor MafB-like
Exons: 5
Coding region: 549-2006 (485 amino acids)
Biological process (GO): regulation of transcription by RNA polymerase II
Cellular component (GO): nucleus
Molecular function (GO): RNA polymerase II cis-regulatory region sequence-specific DNA binding; DNA-binding transcription factor activity, RNA polymerase II-specific
Source: RefSeq, a predicted model, not a curated record